GGAAGGAGGGAUAGAGAAAAAGGGAGAGCACAGGAGAGAGAGAGACACGCCGGACGGAGACACGCUGGAGAGAGAAACUGAGCGAUCUACCAGAGAGAGGGAGAAUGCGCGGUGUCCGGGUAACGCUUCCACGCUUGUUUCCAGGGCCUUUGUGAAUACACCAUGGGAUGCAUCGGCUCCAGGACACUCACGGCAGACGGUGUGCCGGUCCAGAAGGAUGGGGAGCAGCAUGGACGUUCAGAAUUUUCAUGGGAAGGAAUCAAUCUGUCUAUGGAAGACACCACAUCCAUCUUGCCACGGCUGAAGAGGAACUCAAACGCCUAUGGGAUCGGAGCUCUGGCUAAGUCCUCUCUGACAGGUGUGUCAGGCGUGAGUCGCUCCAUGAAGGAGAGGGUGACGAAGCCCACGGCCAUGGCUCAGGGCCGCGUGGCCCACAUGAUCGAGUGGCAGAACUGGGGCAUGCAGACGGUGGGCGCCGGGGGCGUGCCCAUCCCCCGCAUCACCACCCAGGAGCGGGAGAAUGAGCGGCGGCUGGAGAACGACGCCUACAGCGACCUCAGCGAUGGCGAGAAGGAGGCGAGAUUUGCCGCAGGCAUCCUGCAGCAGUUUGCCAUCUCGCAGGCCACCCUGAUGGCGUGGACGUCCAUGGACGGAGAGAGCCUGCGCUCGGGCUCCAACCAGGGCAGUGUGGCCCACCUGAGCGAGGUCAACCAGGAGAGCAUCACCAGCCGAGACCAGAUACUGCACCACUCCUCGGCAGACGUGUGGCCCCACACCUACGUCUCCCAGGGCCUGUACUGCCUCUCCUCCUCCGACGCCUGGGAGCCAAUCAACAACGAGCCCUCCGGCGUGGCCUCUCCAGCCGCCGGCUCCUACGUCAUGGGGGGCGCGACCGAGGGCUUUGACGGACAGACAGCCUCCCAGUACCUGUCCCAGCAGCAGCAGCCUCAGCAGCAGCAGCCCCAGCCGCAGCCUCAGCAGCAGCAGCCUCAGCAGCAGCAGCCUCAGCAGCAGCAGCUCAGCCUCCAGCAGCAGAGUCAGCUCCAUCAGCUGCAACAGAUCCAACAGAUCCAGCACUACCAGCACCAGCAGCUCCUGCAGUAUCAGCAGCAGCAGUCCCUGGAGCAGCGGCUGCACAGCGCCAACCACUCGCUACAGGCCACCCCCAACAGCACCAUCCACAGCCUGGCCCCGGCCAGCUACCCGCCGCUGGUGGACCUGUGGAACGGGGCGCAGACCGAGGCCUACCAGGUGGAGGGCGGGAGGUACCUGGGCGUGGCCGCCGUGGUGGAGCCCAGCAUGGGGGUCGUCAUGGGCGACGACGUGAUUGGCACGGAACACUCCCCGCUGCUGGAGCAACAGGAGGAGGAGGAGUUUAAGGAGGAGGAGGUGACCUUAUGCAUCGAGUCAGAGACAGCCACGCUAACUCCCCCCACAAGACCAGGAGACGUCUCCUCUGGCGGCAGUAGUCCGGGGCAACCGCCGGUCGAGCCAAUGACGGAGCGGAAGGCGUCGGACGUCAGCCCCGGCUACGCUCAGACUCUGGAGGAGAAGAGCGAGGGGCAGCAGGAGGGCUCCUCCCCCUCCAUGUCCGCUAACUGAGUACCGCGCUGCUCUGGGGGAGGGUGGGGACUCUAACGGACUGACCCUAACGGACUGACCCUAACGGACUGACCCGGGCGUCAGAAAGGGAAGGAGCGCCAUGACUCAAUACAUAUUCCCAUCAUCCAUCGGUUCCUUUUCAGGGCUCAUCAACGCGCGCUGAUCUUUUUGGGGGGUUGUUGUUGUUGUUGUUUUUCCUAAUUUCCUGGCCACUCAGACUAACGCUGUCAACGUGGCGAGGUGGUGAGGUGGCCUCCUAGGGAUCACCGAGGAUGCAACCUAGGACACAAGGAGUCUUCAUAAAGCCUUACAUCCUGUAGGUCACAUAGGAGACUAGGGGAGGGAGGGGGGAGAUAGAGAAUGAGGGGGAUCAGAGAGACAAACCUACCAAGAGAGUGAUGGUUGAUGUGACAACCACCCCAAAACAAAACGGGGGAACAAGGAAACAUGCAUGCUGUCAACAAAGACACACAACCCGACCCGGUCAUCGUCUUGUAACGAUAACAAUAAAUACCCAUUGUAAGAAUACCUUCAAUUAAAACAACACUUUUUAAUGAAUACCAAAAAGAAAAUCACUAAAAUCGAUGUAAACGUGUAAGAUAUUUAUAAAUAUAUGUAUGUAUGUAUGUAUGUAUGUAUAUAUAUAUAUACAUACACAUAUAUACUAUAUAUAUAUAUAUAUAUAUAUAUAUAUAUAUAUAUAUAUAUAUAUAUAUAUAUAUGUAUACUGUAUAUAUAUACAUAUAUAUACAAAAACAAUACUUUCCAACAGGAGAGCCUCUCUGUUUACAGCUAUCAUUAAAUAUAUGAUGUAUUGCUUAAUCAAGUAACAACCGUAAAAGUCCCUUCCGUCACUACCGUCGCACCCUUGUUACCACUACAACGACCAAUACUUAUACUUCCACCACUACCACUAAAGUACAGGUAACUACCCAAUAAUAGUAUUAUGGGACAAGAUUAGAAAGGUACAAACAAAGCAACAAUUCUGACGAUUCUGAAACCUAAAUAAAAAAAACAACACAUUUACAUUUCUGUGAGUUACAGUUUGGUCCUCUAAAAUGCAGCCAUUAGCAGGCGUUGCUGCGGACCCAGACCCGGGCCCACCCCAGGGACCCCCCUGACCUGGGGGCUGCACACACCCAAGGCCCAUGAAGAGGAUUGUACUGGAACAGAGUGGGCUUCCUCUGACUAUGUCUUUCAGUGCACAUGCUACUUCUUCUGAGUACUAUGGAGUACUUGUACAAUACGUGGCGGUACAGACUUUGAUCCAUGGUUUCCUGGACUGAGCCUGGGCUGGGCCUGGGUGGGGGAGUGGUUCUGUGUCUGCGAUUGGGGAGCCUUCUUGAACAAAGCGGCUCUGUGGGGUUCAUGGAUGUGAAUGGAGGAGAGGGAGAGAAUCUCUCCUUUUGCACUGAUGCAAUCCGGAUGGACAGAGGUGGCCUUUGGAACUGCAGGAGAAACACCUGUUGGUAAACGUCUCUACUCCUUCACCUCCAGCACCCAACCCCAAGCUGCUUUGUUCCAAUACAGUCGUCGUAAUAACCUGGGGCUGUGGAGCACUAUGGAAUGUACUAUAUUAAGGCAUAAUACACAGUCGUAAUCUGUUUUAA
This is a messenger RNA of Gadus morhua (Atlantic cod), 3212 nucleotides long. It is a transcript of the gene fam131bb, whose product is annotated as family with sequence similarity 131 member Bb. The record is from RefSeq and is a predicted model, not a curated record. Lineage: Eukaryota; Metazoa; Chordata; Actinopteri; Gadiformes; Gadidae. The coding region runs from base 163 to 1602 and encodes 479 amino acids. The transcript has 9 exons.